AUGAAGCUAUCCGGUUGGAUCGCAAUCGCAUUCUUCGGCGCAGGCGCCCUCUCAACCUCCCCGUCACACAUCCCCUUCGACCACCCCAUCACAGCAAGCCCUGAAACAAACCGACGGGCAUACGAUAUCCUGCAACUCCUGAACAAGCGCGACGGCAACUGCCCCGGCGGCUACAGCCCAUGCGAUAACCUCGACAACUCCGGUAUCUGCUGCCGCACCGACGCAAUCUGCACGAGCGACGACGCAAACCACAUCGCGUGCUGUCCCAGCGGCGCAAGUUGUACGGGGACUCUGGGCGGAGGCUCGACGUCAGGGUCUGGAGGGUGGCAGACGACAUCGGACGCUACGACGACAACCGACGAUGACCCGACCUCGACGAUCACGGGCUCGACGAUGAACGGCGGGUACCCGUUCGUCUAUGUGCCUACUUCAUUUUCGGAUGCGGAUGAGUGCUCGUCGUACUACGAUCGCUGCCAAAGCAGCUACACGGCGUGCGUUACGUAUUUCGGGGGCUAUGGGGUGACCGUUACGGGUGGGGGAGCGGACUUUACGCAGACCGGGGGCGCGGCGAGUGCGGUUGAGACGUGCUCGAGCUUGAGUCAGAGUGCGUGCCGUGGGCUGAAUCUGGGGGUUUGUGGGAAUUAUGAGGGCGGGACGGAUGGCGCGGGGUAUCGGAGGACGUCGAGCCUUCAGGAUAUUGUUGUGGGGAUGGUUGUUGGUGUUGCUGGGUUCUUCAUUUGA
This is a messenger RNA of Aspergillus mulundensis, 741 nucleotides long. RefSeq lists its product as uncharacterized. The record is from RefSeq and is a predicted model, not a curated record. The coding region runs from base 1 to 741 and encodes 246 amino acids. The transcript has a single exon. Lineage: Eukaryota; Fungi; Ascomycota; Eurotiomycetes; Eurotiales; Aspergillaceae.